This is a messenger RNA of Lactuca virosa, 990 nucleotides long. Lineage: Eukaryota; Viridiplantae; Streptophyta; Magnoliopsida; Asterales; Asteraceae. The record is from the annotation of a GenBank genome assembly.
AUGAACUGGAAUUGGACUUCAAGAGACAUUGGGAAGAGUUCCGUUCGUCAUCUUCGGAGAAGAGUGAAAUGCAUUGCUAUCUACAUGGAUCAAUACGGAGUGCUUGAGCAAAUUGGAAAGGGGGCAUUUGGUGCUGCCCUUCUUUCUUCAGUGAAACUUAAACUUCAACUCUUCCCUGUUGAUGAAACUACAUGGAGAGCCUUGGAAAUGGACAAUCACAACCCACAUUUGGAGCUGACUUUAAGUACACGAAAGAAAAUAUCAUCGGUUUUGGAACAUAUGACUCACAUUGAACACAUGAUCCCUUUUCUAUGCUACUUUAAACUCAAUUGCAUACUUCUACAUGGUAUGCUCUUGGGGAGGGUACACCUUUAUUAUCAACCUGAUACCAAUGCAUGUGCUUCUUUGCAUUGUGACUGGUCGCUAUUCAUCUCGGCUCUACAUUGCAUAUGCUCCACUUGUUGUCUUGGGAACAUUACUUGCAUCAUUAGUGCCUGUUGUUUUAGGCUUGCUUUUAGAUUCAACAAUCAAAAACCAGUUCGAAGAAUCCUCUCUCCAAAGAUGUUUAAAGUAGCUGCCACCCUCGUUAUUUCAGUUGGCAUGGUGGUAUGUUGUGCUGUAGUACCUGUACUUGUAGCAGUGGUUGCAUCUAGUCCAACAAAGGGAUGGAGUGGAAGAAGUCUAAGUCUUCUUGAUCCAACGUAUGCAAGCAAAUACAUACCAAUUAUUGCAAGUGUCAGUGAACAUCAACCACCUACUGGGCCAUCUUACUUUAUGGAUCUAAAUGUAUUAGCAUUCUUGGUUCCUGCUGGAAUUAUUGCAUGCUUUUCACCUCUCUCUGAUGCAAGUUCCUUUGUCAUCCUUUACAUAGUAAUGUCGGUUGUUGUAUCAGUGCAAAUUCUUGAAAAUACAUUGAUGGUUUGUCCAGGUAUGGGCUGUAUUGAAGCUUGGAUUCUUGGAAAAAGGUAUCAUGUGGAAAUAGAAGCAUAA